Messenger RNA from Cucurbita pepo subsp. pepo (vegetable marrow), 768 nucleotides. The record is from RefSeq and is a predicted model, not a curated record. Lineage: Eukaryota; Viridiplantae; Streptophyta; Magnoliopsida; Cucurbitales; Cucurbitaceae.
AUGGAAAUCUCAUCGCCCAAAUGGUUAUCCGAACUAGAAAUGAUGGAAUCUGCAUAUCAACACGAGAUCACCAAUUAUCCCCAUGAUUACACACUCGAUGAGCUCAAUUUUCCGACCAAUUUUCCGGCGACCGAAAAACUCAUCACUUCGGUCCAACUUGAUUCUAUUUCCUCUUCCCAGUUUAUUUCCUUUGGGGAUUCACCUGAAAUUGAGAAUUUGGAUGUGAAUCAAAAUAGGUAUGUAAUUGGAUAUGAAGAAGGCCAUGAAAUUAAGAAGCGUGCAACAAUUGGUAGAACUUCAGGAAAUGGUCAACAACAUGUUAUAGCUGAGAGAAGACGAAGAGAGAAGCUAAGCCAAAGCUUUGCUGCUCUUUCAGCUCUAAUCCCCGGCCUCAACAAGACGGACAAGGCUUCAGUGCUUGGUGGAGCUAUCAAGUACGUGAAGGAUCUUCAAGAACGUGUCAAAUGGGCUGAGGAAGAAGCAGGAGAUGAGGAGGGGAGAGUAAUUAAAUCAGUUCCUAACAUAGAAACAAGGGUUUUGGAGAGUGAUGUUCUUGUGAGAAUUCAUUGCAAGAAACAAAAAGGCUGUUUUUCAAACAUAAUAACCCAAAUUCAGAUGCUUAAGCUAACCAUUGUGAAUAGCUGCGUUUUGCCAUUUGGUCAUUCCAGACUUGAUAUAACCAUUAUUGCUCAGAUGGAGGUUGGUUUCUGCAUGACAGCCACAGAUCUUGGAAAGAAGCUAACACAGACUUUGGUCGACCUCAUAUAA